This is a messenger RNA of Sphaerodactylus townsendi, 2376 nucleotides long. RefSeq names its product glycerol-3-phosphate acyltransferase 3 (gene GPAT3). NCBI's taxonomy places the organism in Eukaryota, Metazoa, Chordata, Lepidosauria, Squamata, Sphaerodactylidae. Gene Ontology annotation, biological process: triglyceride biosynthetic process. Gene Ontology annotation, cellular component: endoplasmic reticulum. Gene Ontology annotation, molecular function: glycerol-3-phosphate O-acyltransferase activity. The transcript is spliced from 12 exons. The record is from RefSeq and is a predicted model, not a curated record. The coding region runs from base 140 to 1474 and encodes 444 amino acids.
CAGGCAGAGCUCGAAACGGCCUGCGCGCUCCGCCCAGCCUCUUCGCCUGCGCUCUUCCCCCGUCGACGCUGGGGGAGCCGGCGGCCGGGCAGCCGCUGAAGCCGCCGGGGGUAGCAGCAGCAGCAGCAGCAGCAGCAGCAUGGAGGGGCUCCUGGCCGCCGUGGUGGCGUUGCUGAGCCUGUGGUUCACGCUGGCCUUCCUGCUGAUCGUGCUGCCCUCCAUCUUCGGCUUGUCCUUGGGCAUCUCGGAGCUGUACAUCCGUAUCCUGGUGAAGACCUUGGAGUGGGCCACACGGCGAAUUCAGAGAGAGAUAAGAGAGCAGCAGAUAGAAAUACAGAAAAUUCCCAGCUCAAAUGUUAUCAUACAGAGAGAUCUCACCACAAUGGAGCAGGCGAUCGCGGGUCUGCGCCGAGGGGACUUUGAACUCUCCGACGCUUUUUAUUACUGCAAAAAGGGCCUCGAGGCCAUUGUGGAAGACGAGGUCACCCAACGAUUCACGUCGGAGGAGCUGGUCUCUUGGAACCUCCUCACCAGGACCAACGUCAACUUCCACUACAUCAGUUUACGGCUAACUGUGGUGUGGGUUAUUGGGGUCUUCGUGAGGUACUGCCUCUUGCUCCCUCUUCGCGUCUGCUUGGCAACCAUUGGGAUCCUUUCCAUGAUCGUAGGUACUACCCUUGUGGGAAAGCUGCCAAAUAGUGAAAUCAAAAAUCGGCUGAGUGACGUGGUCCACCUAACGUGCUCCCGGAUCCUUGUGAGGGCGCUGUCUGGCACCAUUUAUUACCAUAACAAGGAGAACAAACCCCAGAAAGGAGGCAUUUGUGUUGCCAACCACACGUCUCCGAUAGACGUUAUCAUAUUGACAAACGACGGCUGCUACGCAAUGGUUGGCCAAGCUCAUGGGGGACUCAUGGGCGUCAUUCAAAGAUCCACCGUCAAGGCCUGCCCGCAUGUCUGGUUCGAACGCUCCGAAAUGAAGGAUCGCCACCUAGUGACCAAAAGACUGAGGGAACAUAUUGCAGACAGGAACAAACUGCCAAUUCUCAUUUUUCCAGAAGGCACGUGUAUAAACAAUACCUCUGUAAUGAUGUUCAAAAAGGGAAGUUUUGAAAUUGGUGGAACUAUCUACCCAGUGGCCAUCAAGUAUGACCCCCAGUUUGGUGACGCCUUCUGGAACAGCAGCAAGUACGGAAUAGUGAGCUACCUCUUGCGAAUCAUGACUAGCUGGGCCAUCGUUUGCAAUGUCUGGUAUCUGCCACCCAUGACAAGAGAGGAGGGAGAAGAUGCUGUUCACUUUGCCAACAGGGUGAAGUCCGCCAUCGCUCUCCAAGGAGGACUCACCGAAUUAUCCUGGGAUGGAGGCUUGAAAAGAGACAAAGUGAAGAAGUCCUUUAAGGAGGAAGAGCAGAAGAACUACAGCAAGAUGAUAAUUGGCAACGGGUCGUCUUCACUUGAAUCAACAUCGACGGACUGAUUUUUCUCUCUCUCUCCCCAAUUGAGAUAUAACUCAGUGUAGAAAGUGUGGAUUCCCAAGCCCCCUGUAGAACCAGAAUAAAACACUGCAACAGGCAAUGAAGGACCUUGCUUUGUUUGCUUGAAACUGUGAUUGUUUUGGAAGGUGCUCCGCAUCUUUGCGACUUGAUGACACCGGUAAAUUCCAGCUCUUGAUGUCCGGGUGGGAGAACUGGACCGAAGCUCAUGGGAGGGCGGGAAACUCCCAGUGUUUAAAAAGAGGCUACAACUUUUCGAACGUUCGCCCGAAAAAGAUAUACAUAGUUUUAAAAAGUUGUUGUGUCAAAUGAUGGUCACGUCGUUCUAGAAUGUUUGAAUGAAUCCUCUUCCCUCGUCCUACGGAUAGGCGACUUGUGUGUCAGCUGUUAGCGUUUUUGAAUAGACGGUCGUAACAUUUCUGAGGUUGUUUUGAGGGAUGUAUUUUUUUGGAGUUGUGUUAUGAAAUAACGUUGUUUUGGGGAACGAGUAAAUAGCCCUGGCCUUCACAGGGCAUGAGAACUAGAUGGUCAGUAUCCUUGAAAAUUGGUACUGGGAAAUUGAAGGGUUUACAGAUUUGUGUGUGUGUCUUGUAGAAACUUACAUGUUAAAACUGGAAAAGUUUUUGAGGCUGCAUUGAGACAUGUGUUUGUCUUUUCUGCACUAGGGAAGAGGGCAAAUAAGAGGUUUUUAACACAUUCAGUUCCACCUGCCUUCUUAAUAAAAUCCCUAAAUGUCAAAGGAAUAAAAAUUGGGGAAAAAAUGCUUAUUAAGAUGCACUUCUCUCAUGAAAUGUGUUGGCAAUGGCUUAUCUGUAUAUCUGUCAUUUGUUGUAUGAAAAAUAUGUUGCCUUAUUGUAAAUUGAAAUAAAUUCUAUAUUUCUAACAA